Molecule: messenger RNA, 1963 nt
Organism: Neohortaea acidophila
Lineage: Eukaryota; Fungi; Ascomycota; Dothideomycetes; Mycosphaerellales; Teratosphaeriaceae
Product: beta-glucosidase
Exons: 3
Coding region: 102-1937 (611 amino acids)
Biological process (GO): carbohydrate metabolic process
Molecular function (GO): beta-glucosidase activity
Source: RefSeq, a predicted model, not a curated record
UGUAGAUCACUCUGCUGGAGGUAUGUAAGGUAGGCAUGUAGCUCUCUCAUGAAAAAUCUCUUCUCUGUUGUCCUCUAGCUCGCGUCGUAUCUUCAGUCAAGAUGUGGUCCAUGUGGUCGUCUGCGUGGUCGUCUGCCCUGACUGUCUCGUCUGCCAUCUCUGCUGCCACUUCUACUCCUACUUCCGUCGCCACAACGGCAGCAUCUUCUUCGUCCCCGUGUACCGCAACUCGAACAACCGCAUAUAGUCCGUUCAGCUACACCGUCGAGACAUCAACUCGAUAUGCGACUCCCGUCCCAUCUCCGCUUGUCUUAACAACAACAUACGCCCCGCCGUUCUCGGAAGCCUCGUCUCUGCUCCCAACAGGGUUGACGUACACCUCGUACUCGCUCAAUCGCUCCCUCACCACGCUGCAAGAUGGCGAGUACGGGCAAGGAGCGUACGCUCGGCUCUGGAAACCCUUGCGCUACAACACCACCGUGCCCUUCACCACCACCGUCUCCCCGACACCCCUUGCAAGUUCAGAACUACGCGCCCCGCCUCCUCUCUACACCGCUUGUCCCCAAUCUGCCGACGAAUGCCUGGAUUGCUACAAGCUCCCCACCGACUUCAUCUGGGGAGUGGCCGGCAGUGCCUUCCAGAUCGAAGGCGGACUCAUGGAAUCUGGUCGUGGACCUAGCCAACUCGACACCUUUGGCUCCCUCCCCAAUAAAGAGGGCUAUGCCAAUGCCGUUGUUGCGGACAUGAACUACUACUUGUACAAGCAAGACCUUGCUCGGCUUGCGGCUGUCGGCAUCCCAUACUACUCCUUCUCGAUCUCGUGGACGCGCAUCGUGCCUUUUGGAACGCCGGGAAGCCCGAUUAAUCAGCCUGGUUUGGAUCACUACGAAGAUCUGAUUAACACCUGUAUUGAGUACGGCAUUACUCCGAUCGUGACAAUCAGCCACGACGAUGCUCCGUUGAACCUCACGUACGUCGAUCCACAGUUUCCGGAGGCCUUCUUGUACUACGCCCAGCAGGUGAUGAGCCGUUUUGGCAACGUUGUUUCGCACUGGGUGACUCUCAACGAGCCCAAUAUCAACUUUGGCAUUGACUACUAUGCCGUCCCCAACAUCCUCAUGGGCCACGCGAAGGUCUACCAUUGGUACAAAGAAGAACUCAAGGGCACUGGCCUCAUCACCUUGAAGUUCGCCAACAACCUUGCCGUGCCCUUGGACAGCAUGAAUCCCGAAGAUACCGUUGCAGCCCUGCGCUACCAGGACUUCAUUCUCGGCAUCAUAGGCAAUCCCAUCUUCUUAGGACAACAGUACCCGUCCAAUGUGCUCAAUACUCCUAACAUCAACCUCACCGCUCUGACGGACGAGGAGCUCGCGUACAUCAAUGGUACCGCGGACUUCUGGGCUUUCGAUCCGUACACCGCCGGCUUCGCCACGAGUCCACCAGGAGGUAUCGACAGCUGUGCUGCGGAUAUGAACAAUACCCUCUGGCCAUCUUGCGUUUUCACUACAAACGUGCAGCAGGACGGUUGGCUGAAUGGACAAGCCAGCUUUGCAUACGCCUACAUCGCCCCGCAGUACGUGAGGCAGCAGCUCGGAUACGUAUGGAACGUUUUCAAGCCCUCCGGCGUCCUCAUCGCCGAGUUCGGCUUCAACCCCUUCUACGAGUUCGCGGAAACGGUGGUGGCGCAGCGCUACGACCUGCAACGCACCCUCUACUACCAAUGGUUCCUGCGCGAGACGCUCAAGAGCAUCUACCUCGACGGCGUGAACGUCAUCGGCGCCCUGGCGUGGAGCUUCCUCGACAACGACGAGUUCACGAGCUACUACGAGCAGUACGGGCUGCAGCACGUGAACCGCACGAAUGGCGAAUUCACACGCAGCUUUAAGCGGAGCAUGUUUGAUUAUGUCGACUUUUUCCACCAGUUUGUGGAGGGGUAGGCGUAGGUGGGACGGGACGGGAGAUG